GCGGAAGGAAAUGUAGGUAGAACCCGGAUGUUGAGCCGGCUUUCAACAUGGAGGCGUCCAUAGAGAGAGGUUCCUGAAGGAGACUAAUUUCUUCGUACGUUUUUCUGCAGUAAUGUUCUGUUUCCUGACAGUCAGUGUGAUGGGUCCACAAUGAACAGUACCCGCUGCCUUCUCCUGCUGCUUGGCCGGUCAGGCAGGUCUGCUGUCCAGCAUGCUGCUCUGCUCCAGUCAGCCUCUUCCAGUCAGCCUAGUGUGCUACAGAGCAAGGUGUUGAGGCAUUUCCAUGGCAGCUCAGCGUGUGCCAAGAAUCGACCUGUACCUGGACAGUUCAAUGAGGACGACAAGAAGAGGGACAGGUCUUUGGUCGCCCAUGAGGACCUGUUUGAGCAGCUGGCCAAAGACGUCAAAACCAAGGCCACGUUUAACAAAGUGAUCGAAGUCUUCACCAAGAGAGACAUAAGGCGACGGGGUCAUGUAGAGUUUAUCUAUGCUGCUCUGAAGAAAAUGCCGGAGUUCGGCGUGGAGAGAGAUCUGGCCGUCUACAACAAGUUGUUGGAUGUGUUCCCAAAGGAGGUGUUCGUGCCCAGAAACUUCAUCCAGCGAAUGUUCAACCACUAUCCCCGACAGCAGGAGUGUGGAGUGCAAGUUUUGGAGCAAAUGGAGAACUAUGGUAUUAUGCCCAACGUCGAGACAAAAGUCCUGCUGGUUCAGAUCUUUGGAGAGAAAGGCCAUCCCGUAAGGAAGUACCAGCGCCUCAUGUACUGGUUUCCUAAGUUCAAGAACAUAAACCCCUUCCCCGUCCCAAAGCAGCUGCCUGAAGACCCAGUGGACCUCGCUCGCUUCAGCCUGACUCGCAUCGCUAACGACCUGGAUGCUAAAGUUACUGUCUACCAGCUGCCUCAUACAGACGUCACAGAGAGCGGAGCAGAGAUCACACUUCCACAUAUAAUAGGUAUCCAGAGCCCGAGCCAGAUGGAGCUGCUGGCCAAACACAACCCCAACAGGCCGGUGUUUGUGGAGGGUCCCUUCCCUCUCUGGCUGAGGAAGACGUGUGUGUACUACUACAUCCUCAGAGCUGACCCUACACCUCCAGAAGAAAAGGUAGAGGAGCUCUAUGAUCCAGAGAGGUGCUUGGACUAUCCUCUGCAGCUGGACCUCGAUUUGGACCGAGACUUUGGGGAUGAGGAGAGCUUCGAUGUUGAAGACUUGGAUGAAGGUCCAGUCUUUGCCAUGUGUAUGACCAGCCAGGGAGACCAGGCCACCCUCAAUCAGUGGAUUUCUGGCCUCCAGGAGAACAACCCCAUCCUGGGUCAGGUCCCCACUCUGUUUCGCCUGGACUCUGGACCCCGGGAGCUGCAAGGCGUGGCUGACGGCGAGUCACACCACAGCUACCAGCCUCACCCAGAGACCCAGGGACAGGAGCCGGAGCCUGGAGAAGAAGCUGAAGUUAUUGUGGAAGAAGAGCCGAGAAGAAGCCAGGGGACGAAGCAGUGAACAGCAACUGGACUGUGUGGUCAAAACUGCUGUACUUUGGCUUGUUUAGAAGUAUUCUUCCACGCUAACUUGAACUAGCAUGAAACAUGGACUCAUUUUAGCAGCAAAGACAACAGAACUGGAGGAGAGCUCUGAAAAUGUUGGAAAGGUUCAGAUAAAUAAAGCUAUACACAAUUUA
Messenger RNA from Acanthochromis polyacanthus (spiny chromis), 1672 nucleotides. It is a transcript of the gene ecsit, whose product is annotated as ECSIT signaling integrator. Gene Ontology annotation, molecular function: protein binding. The coding region runs from base 151 to 1494 and encodes 447 amino acids. Gene Ontology annotation, cellular component: mitochondrion. The record is from RefSeq and is a predicted model, not a curated record. The transcript has 8 exons. NCBI's taxonomy places the organism in Eukaryota, Metazoa, Chordata, Actinopteri, Pomacentridae.